Molecule: messenger RNA, 680 nt
Organism: Solanum dulcamara
Lineage: Eukaryota; Viridiplantae; Streptophyta; Magnoliopsida; Solanales; Solanaceae
Product: 40S ribosomal protein S23
Exons: 4
Coding region: 104-532 (142 amino acids)
Biological process (GO): translation
Cellular component (GO): ribosome; cytosolic small ribosomal subunit
Molecular function (GO): structural constituent of ribosome
Source: RefSeq, a predicted model, not a curated record
AACCCAGAACUCUUUUAUAGACCGGUUAGGGUUUUAUUAAGCUGCUGCAUCUCUUCAUCAGCAACAACAGCCUGAAGUCGGAGCACUCUGUCACUCAGCAAACAUGGGGAAGACACGUGGAAUGGGAGCUGGACGCAAGCUGAAGUCCCACCGUAGAAGGCAAAGGUGGGCUGACAAGUCCUACAAGAAAUCCCAUCUUGGGAAUGAAUGGAAGAAGCCAUUUGCUGGGUCAUCCCAUGCCAAAGGCAUUGUGCUUGAGAAGAUAGGUAUUGAAGCUAAGCAGCCGAAUUCUGCUAUUCGUAAAUGUGCUAGGGUUCAACUCAUCAAAAAUGGGAAGAAGAUUGCUGCUUUUGUCCCCAAUGAUGGUUGUUUGAACUACAUUGAAGAAAACGAUGAGGUGUUGAUCGCUGGAUUUGGUCGUAAGGGACAUGCUGUGGGAGAUAUUCCUGGUGUCAGGUUCAAGGUUGUCAAGGUUUCUGGUGUCUCUCUCCUGGCUCUCUUCAAGGAGAAGAAAGAGAAACCUAGAUCUUAGGUUGUCCUUUUUACCAAAAUACUUUCAAGCAUGUAACAGGCUAUAUUAGCUAUCUUGAGUUUGUGAACGAACAGUUUUUGAUCUAGGGUAUUAUGUUGGAAUUUCGAUUCUUCUAUGAAGUUCAUAUUUAUUAUCUUAAAAUAUUAAA